Dunckerocampus dactyliophorus (ringed pipefish) is the source of this 3235-nucleotide messenger RNA. It is a transcript of the gene tbccd1, whose product is annotated as TBCC domain containing 1. The transcript has 9 exons. Gene Ontology annotation, cellular component: spindle pole centrosome. The record is from RefSeq and is a predicted model, not a curated record. Bases 108 to 1979 code for a protein of 623 amino acids. Lineage: Eukaryota; Metazoa; Chordata; Actinopteri; Syngnathiformes; Syngnathidae. Gene Ontology annotation, biological process: maintenance of Golgi location; maintenance of centrosome location.
ACUAGACAACAUUGCCAAGGAGGGCGCCAAAUAGGAAGUAGAUCAGAGAUGAUCUCAAAAUCAAGCCUCCAAACGAAAUUGGUAUUACUUUUACUUUUAAAGUGUGAAUGACUCGAACCCAUCGACGAAGCGCUCUCACGCUGAAAUGGAACGACAAAACCAACACGUUUGGCCGUCGACGAAUACUGAAAGUAAACAUGGAUCCAGACAGAGUGAACAUAUGGCCCCGUAUGGAGCCCUUCCUCUUGGGUGCCCUUCAGGUGGCACCCACCUCCAAGCUCAGCUUGCACUACCUCCGCAAGAUGGCCACCUAUGUGCGGAGCCGCGACGGCUGCUUCCCCUCCCUGGGCUGGCCCAUGUGGAGGCACAUCGCGUGCGGAAAGCUGCAGCUUCCAGAAGACCUGGCAUGGCUCUACUUUGAGACCUUUGACCUUUUCACCAGCAACUCGCCUGAAGAGCGGUUGGAGAGGGUCGAUUGUCUUUCACAGUGUUCUAACAAAAGUGAAAUGGAACAGCAGAGGAAUAAGAUGUCUGUGGACACGCUGCAGUUCCUCCUCUUCCUUCACAUUCAGCAGCUGAACCACGUGUCUCUGCGUAGCUCUCUGAUUGGUGAAGAGUGGCCCAGCCAUCGAACACGCUCCUUGCCUUCAUCAGACAGAGAGGCCAAGACAAGCUCCCAGAACAAGAACUGGGACGACCAGGCCCACUUGUCAUUCGUGCAGAGCCACCUCGCUGAGCUUCUGGAGCUGCUGGUGGAACCCGACCAGCUAUCAGAGUCUGGACUGGCCCUGCGUGACUGUCAGAUAUCCCUGGAGGCCUUGCACAGUCUGGGCCUGCUCCUGGAGGGCUCGGCUCACCCGGGCAGGUCUGUCCAGCCUGUCCACAGGCUGCUAAGCAAAGGUCCGCUACAGGUGCAAGCGGGCUACAGUGUACUGAACCACUCAUUCCCUUUGCACCAGCUGCUCUCCUGUCUUCAGCAGAACCUCACUCUCAAUCCUUUUGGUAUAAAGGCCUGCCUGCGCUCUGGGAAGAAACUAGCCUGGGCCCAACAAGUCGAGGGCGCCAUGAAGCGAGCCAAGAUAGCCCGAAACACUCACAUGGCUCCAGCUGGCAGUAAAAUGGUGCUCAUGUCUCAGGUCUACAAGCAGACCCUUGCCAAGACCUCCGACAAGCUGACGGGGGCCAACAUUAAGAUCCAUCGAUGCUCUGAUGCCUUCAUCUACCUCCUCUCUCCUCUCAGGUCAGUCAGUGUGGACAAAUGCAGAGACUGCACGGUUGUUCUGGGCCCCGUGGAGACCAGCGUCCACGUGCACUGCUGCCAGAACGUGCGCGUGGUGUGCGUGGCGGGCAGGAUCGCUGUUGGCGCAUCGUCACGCUGCACGGUCCAUGCCCUGACGCCCACCCGCCCUCUGCUACUGCCUGGGAAUGCCAACAUCACCUUGGGCCCCUACCACACCUUCUACCCCACCUUGGAGGACCACAUGGGCAUCGUGGGGCUGGCGGUGGUCCCCAACAUGUGGGACCAGCCGCUGCUGCUGGGGACCGAUGGCCUUGUCAAAGCUUUGGCCGCAAACCCCGAUCCGGCCUGCUACCGCCUGCUGCCACCGGAGGAGUUCCACAUGCUGGUGGUGCCUUUCCAGAUGAAGGGAGACACGUUUGAGGUGCCGGGGGAGUUGCCACCUCGCUACCAGGCAGCGCUCUACGAGAAGAAGAAGAGAAUACAAAGAUGGCAGAAGACUGUGAUGGAGGCCCGACUCAACAAGGAGCAGAAGUGCAAGUUCCAGGAGCUGGUGGAGGCCAAGUUCCAUGAGUGGCUCCUGGAGACGGGACAAAGGCAGGAACUGGACAGCCUAAUCCCGACCCCGGUGUCCCCCCUCCAGUUCUCUGACAGCGGCCCACGGGGAGACGAGCUGCCAGUUAAUGUUGAAGCGUACAUUACAAGUAAAGGGGCGGUGGGGCAGUCGCCGAUGGCUUGUUGAACUUUAAGGGGGCCCAAGAAAAACUUCAGGACACCUUACACCUCAGUUCUAUUUAUUUAAAUGAGGAGUAAUGAGUCAUUGACACGUUUUUAGGGAAUUAUUAUUCAGUCAACUUGAACUUGUUGUAAAGUACGGGUCAAUUAGGGUGAAGACUACAUGCUGUCUUCUGUAUGAAAAUAGAAUGAAGUACUGUCGAGGCUGCAUUAACUAUUAGAAAGAUGAUUUCUAGCACUCAGUAGAGCAUGAACCUCUGAAAUUAAUGUUUUUCCGCUCCUUGGUAGAGGUCAGCACUGCUCCCUGGUUUUUUAUGUUUUUUUUCCCCUCCCAUGAUGGGAAGGAAAGUUUGUGCAUUUUUCCUGUAAAAGUCACUGUAGUGGAAGAAGUCUAUUAUAUUUUUCAUGAAUCCCAGCCGCAUAAAAUACCGAUUGUUUUGCACUUUAUAUACCUCCGAAUGUAUGUUGUGGAGGCCGUUUUAGCUUCCUGUUAGCUGUUUGCUCAUGGUACAUGACAGAGACUUAAAACAAUGUUUAAAGGUUUUAUGUACUGGAGACAAUGACUGUAGAAAUGAAUGCAGCACAGCUGUCUUCUGUGCAGCUUUUAGCGCGAUUUGUAUUUGCUAAUAAAACGUAAAGAUGACUAAUAUUCACUAAAAAAUGACUCAUACACUUGGUUACAAUGGACACAUUUUUGUACAUUUUCAAAAAAGAAAACAAGUUAAAAGAAUAAAAACACUGCAUGGGUAUAUAGCAAUAUGAAUAUGCACUGCCUGGACAUUUUAUUAGGUACACGUAAUGAGAUCCAAUACAAGAGCAGUUUUUGAUAGCUAAGCAGUUUAUUCAGUGACACAUCUGUCACUAUGAUGCAGUGCACUUCUGCACCACUAAUAGUCUAUUGUUACCUCAUGUAUUGAAUGUACCUAAUGAAAUGUCCAGUGAGUCUUGUCAAGUGGCACUUGAAGUGUAUCCGCACCUUUUUAAAAGGGAAAAAAGAUGGCGCCCACAGCAAUGUCCUAGCAUAAAUAAGUCCUGACUUGGCAGGACCUCCCUCGCCAGGUGGGGGUUAUGCCGGUGGAGCUGGCAUGUGCGAUACGAGGGGGGAGAGGGCUGGGUUCGCUGGACGCAGCCAACAUAGACGUGGGGUCAUUGGACGCUUACCAUGGCCCGGCCAUUAUGCCGUAAUCCUUCCUCGCUUUUCUGGAAAAACUGAAUAGCGCUAGAAUCACUGACUCAAUUUUUGGAUCUCAUUUUCAUGACAAA